Saccharomyces paradoxus is the source of this 657-nucleotide messenger RNA. RefSeq names its product Far7p (gene FAR7). Lineage: Eukaryota; Fungi; Ascomycota; Saccharomycetes; Saccharomycetales; Saccharomycetaceae. The transcript has a single exon. The record is from RefSeq and is a predicted model, not a curated record. Bases 1 to 657 code for a protein of 218 amino acids.
AUGAGUGACCAAAUCAACGCUUUAUCAGUACAGCAGCAGCAGCAGCAGCAGCAGCAGGUCUACAUGUCCCCUCAAGCAGAAAACUUGAAUCACAUGUACUUGUUAGUCAACAAGCUAGUGAUCCAGUUGAGAGAAAAUCAAGCAGAAAAGGCAAAAAUACUAAGAAACAUAGACGUAUUAUCCGGGAAAUUAAGCAAGUAUGAGACGACGGAAGAACCUCAUGAUACCACGGAUAAUAUUGCAUUGUUCAAUAAAUUUCUAGAACAAAGAGAAAAGGCUGCUAUUACUGGGGAAGAGCAAUUAAGCGACGAUCUGGAUGAAAAUGCAAAGGAUGACGUUAUGCUAGGGGUAUUGAAGCGUCAAAAUACAAUGCUCCGGAAAAGUUUAGAGGAAUCGAAACAAAAAACCCUUGAAUCCAUGGACUUGUUGUCUUAUUCUGAAGAUUCACUAAAUUACAUCGUUGCUCAAUUGAGAGGAAACAUCCUAAUGCAUCAUAAAGAGACGACCAAAUUGAUUAGGCAGAAGUUUCAGGUGGAGACAAUUCCCCUCGAGGACAAAGAAUUCAAAAUGUAUUUGGAAAAUGUCAAUGAUCUGCAAAAGUUGACAGACAUAUCCCACGCUUACAGGCUACUACUGAGGCUACAUGCACAGGAAUGA